This is a messenger RNA of Panicum hallii, 2702 nucleotides long. Its product is annotated as subtilisin-like protease SBT4.10. Lineage: Eukaryota; Viridiplantae; Streptophyta; Magnoliopsida; Poales; Poaceae. The record is from RefSeq and is a predicted model, not a curated record. Gene Ontology annotation, biological process: proteolysis. The transcript has 11 exons. Gene Ontology annotation, molecular function: serine-type endopeptidase activity. Bases 193 to 2478 code for a protein of 761 amino acids.
GCCACCCAUUGCUCCGGGAUUCCUGUACAGAGCUUUUAUGUUCCCAGGCAGGCAUCGAGUAGCUCGGCAGCAGUUUCAGGAAGCUGCUGCGUCCAUAGUCAUACAGAACUGGUCCAGUACACUUGCUAUCCAAACCGCAGAUCUUCACUUCCCCUGCGUGUUUGCACAUCGGUGUGGGUCUGCGUGUCUGCGAUGGCUUCUUCCCCGGGCAGAGCCGUGUUCUUCCUCGUGCUCGCUCUGGUGCUACUGGGAGACCUCCGCUGCUGCUCUUGCUCUCAGGUGUAUGUGGUUUACAUGGGCAAGAGGUUGCAGGGCGACAGUGAUCGUCAACAGGACAUCGUGAGGCUUCACCACCAGAUGCUGACUGCUGUUCACGAUGGAAGCUUGGAGAAGGCGCAGGCAUCACAUGUCUACACUUACAGCAGCGGUUUCCAAGGAUUUGCGGCCAAACUGAACAAAGAGCAAGCCAUGAGAUUAGCCGAGAUGCCUGGUGUAGUCUCGGUGUUCACAAACACAAAGAGGAGACUGCACACCACCCAUUCGUGGGAUUUCAUGGGCUUGUCCACCAAUGCAGAGUGUGAGGUCCCUGGAUUGUCCACCAAGAACCAGGAGAAUGUCAUUGUUGGUUUCAUUGACACAGGAAUUUGGCCAGAAUCCCCUAGUUUCAGUGAUCAUGGGAUGCCUCCAGUUCCUAAAAGAUGGAGAGGGCAAUGCCAAAGAGGAGAGGCAAAUUCACCAUCAUAUUUCACAUGUAACAGGAAGAUCAUAGGAGGUAGGUAUUACCUCAAUGGAUACCAAGCAGAAGAGGGCGGUUCAAGUAAAAAUGCCAUCAAGUUUAUAUCUCCAAGAGAUAGCUCAGGGCAUGGCAGCCAUACUGCCUCAAUAGCAGCUGGAAGAUUUGUAAGAAACAUGAAUUAUGGAGGUUUGGGCGCUGGAGGAGGUCGGGGAGGAGCCCCCAUGGCAAGGAUUGCUGCCUAUAAGACCUGCUGGGACUCUGGCUGCUACGACGUCGACAUUCUUGCAGCAUUUGAUGAUGCCAUCAGAGACGGUGUUGACAUUAUAUCUGUGUCUCUAGGCCCAGACUAUCCUCAGGGUGACUAUUUCAGCGACGCCAUAUCCAUCGGCUCAUUCCAUGCAACAAGCAAUGGGAUACUAGUUGUUUCUUCUGCAGGGAAUGCUGGGAGACAGAGCUCAGCAACUAACCUUGCACCAUGGAUGCUCACAGUAGCAGCAGGAACAACCGAUAGAUCCUUUGUCUCAUAUAUCAGACUGGCAAAUGGCACCUACAUAACGGGUGAGAGCUUGAGUACAUACCACAUGAAAAAUUCAUUUAGAACUAUUCCAGCUUCAGAAGCCAAUGCGGGCUAUUUCACCCCCUAUCAAUCCAGCUUUUGUCUGGACAGCUCUUUAAAUAGGACCAAGGCUAGAGGAAAGAUUCUUAUUUGCCGCCGUACUAGAGGCUCAUCGGAAUCACGUGUAUCAACAAGUAUGGUUGUCAAGGAAGCUGGUGCAGCUGGGAUGAUUCUUAUUGAUGAGAUGGGGGAUCAUGUUGCUAAUCACUUCGCUGUUCCUGGAACUGUUGUUGGGAAAAAAAUGGGUGACAAAAUUAUUUCUUAUAUCAAGAGUACAAGGCAUGCCAGUACAAUGAUCUUGCCAGCAAAGACGAUCUUAGGGUUGCAAGAUGGCCCACGGGUAGCGGCAUUCUCUUCAAGAGGUCCAAGUUCACUGACACCUGAGAUUCUGAAGCCCGAUGUCGCUGCUCCUGGCCUGAACAUCUUGGCGGCAUGGUCUCCUGCUAAGAAUAACAUGCACUUCAAUAUUCUAUCUGGAACUUCCAUGGCAUGUCCCCAUGUUACUGGAAUAGCAGCACUUGUCAAAAGUGUAUAUCCCUCAUGGUCUCCUUCAGCCAUCAAAUCAGCAAUCAUGACAACAGCAACUGUACUGGAUAAGAAAAGAAGAACCAUUGCCACAGACCCUGAUGGGAAGGCUGCAACCCCGUUCGACUUUGGCUCGGGUUUCAUAGAUCCCAUCAAAGCUCUGAACCCAGGGAUCAUCUUUGAUGCACAGCCUGAAGAUUACAGGUCAUUUUUAUGCGCCACAAGCCAUGAUGACCGCUCCUUGCAUCUAAUAACCGGAGACAACUGUACCUGCACCCGCAGAUCCUCCUCUUCUGCUACUGUUCUGAACUACCCAUCAAUUACCAUACCAUACCUGAAGAAGAGCUAUUCAGUCACUCGAACUAUGACAAAUGUGGGCAAUCCAAGGAGCAGUUACCGUGCUGUGGUGUAUGCUCCUAGAGGUAUAAACGUAACAGUGACACCACAAGUUCUAAACUUCAAGAACUACGGUGUAAAGAAGGCUUUCACAGUUAACUUCCAUGUGGAUGUGCCUCCUCGAGGUUAUGUUUUCGGCUCUUUAUCAUGGCAUGGAAAUGGAAGAGACGCUCACCUGACGAUGCCGUUGGUAGUGAAAGCUUAAGCAUCUAACAAGGCCUGAUUUGAGUUGAUCAACUGGACAGAUACUUGAAAGAGGUUGCUAGAUUAGGCUACAGCGGUAAAGAGGUAGAACUUCUGUUAAAAAAAGAGAGGUAGAACUGAUUAGAUGAAAAGCUAACCCCUAUCAAUAUGUAUUAAUGGCAUUUGAUUUGUAAAUGUCUUGGCUAGAAUGCAACCACCCCCAGAAACAAGAAAUAUUUUUCCUAA